Fusarium sp. VM40 is the source of this 4536-nucleotide messenger RNA. Lineage: Eukaryota; Fungi; Ascomycota; Sordariomycetes; Hypocreales; Nectriaceae. The record is from the annotation of a GenBank genome assembly.
AUGUCGGCACUCUACGGGAUCAACGCCAACAACGAGGCCACUGCCGCGAGGCAGGGCGCUCCUGGGGCAGGUGCCGCUGGCACUAACGUGCCUCUUGCCGAUAAACACCAUGACGACAGUGUUGACGAAGCGAUUAACGAGAAGCCAUCAUCAUCACCCGCCGAGACUCUUGGUAAGGAUGAUGACGAUUCCGAGAUGGAGCGACGAACAUCCAUCGUCCAAGCUCUUGCACGCUCUUAUUCACAUGCCUCCGCCACUCAUCCCGGAGGACAGAACCCUUUCCAGGCCGGCGAAGAUUCACCACUCAACCCCAACUCACCCGAAUUCAAUGCUCGCGAAUGGGCCAAGUCUGUUGUCGAGCUGGUUCGCCAGGACGGCCAUGGUUUCCGAUCUGCUGGUGUUUGCUACCAGAACCUCAAUGUCUACGGUUACGGAGGUGCCAGUGAUUACCAGGGAGAUGUCGGCAACGUGUGGCUUGGUUUAAGCGACGUCUUUGGCAAGCUCACUGGCAGGAGCGGACAGCGCAUCGACAUUCUGCGCAACUUUGACGGAGUUGUGCACGCAGGCGAGAUGCUUGUCGUUCUCGGACCUCCUGGUGCUGGUUGUUCUACCACUCUCAAGACAAUUGCUGGUGAACUCAACGGUAUCUACGUUGAUGAUGGCUCUUACUUCAACUACCAGGGUAUGACCGCAAAGGAGAUGCACUCCCACCACCGUGGUGAAGCAAUUUACACCGCCGAGAUCGAUGUUCAUUUCCCCAUGUUGUCUGUUGGUGAUACCCUCACUUUCGCCGCUCGCGCCCGACAGCCGCGUGAGCUUCCCCAAGGCUUGAACAGGAACGACUUUGCCGAUCACCUACGAGAUGUGGUUAUGGCUAUGUUUGGUAUCUCUCACACCGUAAACACCCGCGUCGGUAACGAGUACAUUCGAGGUGUCUCGGGUGGUGAGCGCAAGCGUGUAACCAUUUCCGAGGCUGCCUUGUCUGGUGCUCCUCUGCAGUGCUGGGAUAACUCUACUCGAGGUCUGGACUCUGCCAACGCCAUCGAAUUUUGCAAAACUCUUCGCCUCCAGACCGAGCUUUUCAACAACACCGCUGUUGUGUCAAUUUACCAAUCUCCUCAGAGCGCCUACGACCUUUUCGAUAAGGCCACUGUCAUCUAUGAGGGUCGACAAAUCUUCUUUGGCCGUGCCGAUGCUGCUAAGCAGUACUUCAUCAACCUAGGUUUCGAAUGCCCUGCUCGCCAGACUACUCCUGAUUUCCUCACUUCGAUGACAGCCCCCAACGAGCGAAUCGUGCAGGAUGGUUUCAAGGGCAAGGUUCCUCGUACUCCUGACGAGUUUGCUACUGCUUGGAAGAACAGCGCCGAGUAUAAGGCUCUACAGGUUGAGAUCGAGGAAUACAAGGUCGCUCAUCCCAUCAACGGCCCUGAUGCCGAGGCUUUCCGUGCUUCCAAGCAAGCCCAGCAGGCCAAGCGUCAACGUCUCAAGUCUCCCUACACCCUUUCCUACAUGCAGCAGAUCCAACUGUGUCUAUGGCGUGGAUGGCUACGACUCAAGGGUGACCCUGGUGUCACUGUUGGCUCCCUGAUUGGUAACUUUGUUAUGGCUCUUAUUAUCGGUUCCGUCUUCUACAACCUGGACAACAACUCAAGCAGCUUCUUCCAGCGUGGUGCUCUCCUGUUCUUUGCUGUUUUGAUGAACGCUUUCGCGAGUGCUCUCGAGAUUCUGGCCCUGUAUGCGCAACGUCCUAUUGUCGAAAAACACAGUCGUUACGCUCUAUAUCACCCCUCCGCUGAAGCUAUUGCCUCGAUGCUUUGCGACAUGCCGUACAAGAUCGCCAACACCAUCGUUUUCAAUAUUACGCUCUACUUCAUGACGAACUUGAAACGUGAACCCGGAGCUUUCUUCUUCUUCAUGCUCAUGUCCUUCACUGUUGUUCUGGUUAUGUCAAUGAUUUUCCGUACCAUUGCCUCCGCUACCCGCAGUCUCUUCCAAGCUCUUGUACCCGCCGCCAUUCUGAUCCUUGACCUUGUCAUCUUCACUGGCUUCGUCAUUCCAAAGCGAUACAUGCUUGGAUGGUGCAAGUGGCUGUACUGGAUCGAUCCUAUUGCCUAUGCUUUCGAGGCCGUUGUUGUCAACGAGUUCCACAACCGACAAUACGAAUGCAACCAGUUCAUUCCCAACCCUGACGUCUUGGGGUACGACAACGUACCCUCAACCAGCCGCGUGUGCAGCGCUGUUGGUGCUGAACCAGGAAAGUCUGCUGUAGAUGGUGACCGCUACGCCGAAUUGCAAUUUGGCUACAGAUGGGAAAACCGCUGGCGCAACUUUGGCAUCGUCAUCGCUUGGAUCGUCCUCUUCACUUUCACCUACAUGACUGCUGCCGAACUCGUGUCUGAGAAGAAGUCUAAGGGCGAAGUCCUCGUUUACCGACGUGGUCACAAGCCCGCUGCUGUCGCCAACGCCGAGAAGAAGCACAGUGAUCCUGAGGCUGCCAUGGCGCACAUUGGCCCCGUCGUCACUGCUGAGCGCACUCGAAGCCGAACUAACGGGGCUGGUGGUAUGCUCCAGGAGCAGACAUCUGUUUUCCAAUGGCACGAUGUCUGUUACGAGGUCAAGAUCAAGGAUGAGACUCGUAAGAUUCUGGAUCAUGUCGAUGGCUGGGUUAAGCCUGGUACUCUGACUGCUCUUAUGGGUGUUUCUGGUGCUGGAAAAACCACUCUGCUCGAUUGUUUGGCUGACCGUACUUCUAUGGGUGUUAUCACCGGCGAGAUGUUGGUUGACGGCAGUCCUCGAGAUAUGUCCUUCCAACGCAAGACUGGGUAUGUUCAACAGCAAGAUCUUCAUCUUCAGACUUCAACUGUUCGAGAGGCCCUCAACUUCAGUGCCCUACUACGCCAGCCCGCCCAUGUCCCUAAGGAGGAGAAGCUCGACUAUGUGGAACAGGUUAUUAAGCUGCUCGAUAUGGAAGAAUAUGCCGAUGCCGUGGUUGGUGUCCCUGGUGAGGGUCUUAACGUCGAGCAACGUAAGCGCCUGACUAUCGGUGUCGAACUUGCUGCUAAGCCCCCUCUGCUGCUCUUCGUUGACGAGCCUACAUCCGGUCUCGACUCUCAAACCUCAUGGGCUAUUCUGGAUCUGCUUGAGAAAUUGACCAACGCUGGUCAAGCCAUUCUUUGCACAAUCCAUCAGCCCUCUGCCAUGUUGUUCCAACGCUUUGAUCGCCUUCUUUUCCUGGCCAAGGGUGGCAAGACUGUCUAUUUCGGUGAUAUCGGCGAGAACGCCAAGACCAUGAUUAGCUAUUUCGAGCGUCUCAGCGGCCACACCUGCCCUCCCGAGGCCAACCCUGCUGAGUGGAUGUUGGAAGUUAUUGGCGCUGCCCCCGGAUCUCACACCGACCUAGACUGGUUCCAGAGCUGGCGCGAGAGCCCCGAAUACCACGCUGUCCUGGCCGAACUCGAACGAAUCAAGCAGGAGAAGGAGGGUGUUGAGGACACUGGUGUCGAUGAUGGUAGCUACCGUGAAUUUGCCGCCCCCAUGACGGUCCAAUUCAAGGAAGUCCUCUACCGUGUGUUCCAGCAGUACUGGCGCAUGCCUGUGUACAUUUACUCCAAGGCUGCUCUUUGCUCUCUUGUCGCUCUCUUCAUCGGUUUCGUUUUCUUCAACGCCCCCAACAGUAUUCAAGGUCUCCAGAACCAGAUGUUUGCUAUCUUCAACUUGCUCACCGUUUUUGGUCAACUGGUACAACAGUCUAUGCCUCAGUUUGUCAUACAACGUUCCCUUUACGAAGUUCGCGAGCGUCCGUCAAAGGUCUACUCUUGGAAAAUCUUCAUGCUGGCGCAGAUAAUUGUCGAACUCCCUUGGAACAGUUUGAUGGCUGUCAUCAUGUACUUUGCCUGGUAUUACCCUGUCGGUCUUUACAACAAUGCUUCUGAUGCAGGUCAAACCACUGAACGUGGCGCCCUUAUGUUCUUGUUCCUGUUGGCUUUCCUCAUCUUUACCGCUACUUUCUCGACCAUGAUCAUUGCCGGAUUCGAAACACCUGAAGGUGGCGCGAACGUCGCUAACCUGUUGUUCAUGCUCUGCUUGAUUUUCUGUGGUGUCCUCGCUACCAAGGAAUCGCUACCUCGCUUCUGGAUUUUCAUGUACUACGUAUCACCGUUUACAUAUAUCGUGGGAGGUAUGUUAGCAACAGGCGUUGCCAAUACCGAUGUCACUUGCGCUGCCAAUGAACUGGUCCCUCUUCAGCCUCCUAAUGGCUCGACCUGCGCGGAGUACAUGGGUGACUACAUCAAAGCAGUUGGCGGUUACUUUGUCGACCCUGACGCCACAGAAACCUGCCAGUUCUGCACCAUCGAAAAGACCAACACCUACCUCGCCGCUGUCAACAUCGACUAUGUUGACCGCUGGCGCAACUUUGGUGUCUUGUGGCUCUACAUCGCCUUCAACAUUGUCGCCGCAUUGUUCAUCUACUGGCUGGCGCGUAUGCCCAAGAAUAGCUUCAAGAAGGCCAACAAGACCAAGAAGGAGAAGGCUUAA